Brachypodium distachyon (stiff brome) is the source of this 2187-nucleotide messenger RNA. Its product is annotated as 5'-nucleotidase domain-containing protein DDB_G0275467. The record is from RefSeq and is a predicted model, not a curated record. NCBI's taxonomy places the organism in Eukaryota, Viridiplantae, Streptophyta, Magnoliopsida, Poales, Poaceae. Gene Ontology annotation, molecular function: 5'-nucleotidase activity. The transcript has 13 exons. The coding region runs from base 133 to 1743 and encodes 536 amino acids.
AACAAAGCUCGUACAGCUGGGCCCACGCGUCAGAGGGAGCGCACACGGCGUCACCUAGGAAAACCAGCCGUCUCCCGCCUUGGCUUUUCUCUCCUCCCCCUUCUCUCGCCGGCGGCCUAUAGACCGGCAUCGAUGGCGGCGGCCGCGCGUCUCCGCCUCUUCGCCUCAAGUCACCUAUCCCCGAGGCUGUCCAGGACAGCGCCGUGGUACGGGAGAGGUACCCGAGCUCUGUGCACGCUAUCCUCGACGCUCGGGUCCGGUGCCGGCGAGGACGAGAUCGAACGCAUCCGCCACGAGUUCGAGGACGCCAAGCGCAACUACCUAAGCAUCCCCGCCGCCAUCAAGAACAUGCCCAAGAUGAACCCGCAAGGCAUUUACGUGAACAAGAACGUCAAACUGGAUGACCUGCAAGUCUAUGGAUUCGACUAUGACUACACGCUGUCACACUACUCCGACCAUCUGCAGUGCUUGAUCUACGACCUAGCCAAGAAGCACUUGGUCAAUGAGUUGAAGUAUCCAGAGAGUUGCUUGCAGUACGAGUAUGACUGCAAUUUUCCCGUCAGGGGCCUUUACUAUGACAAACUAAAAGGGUGCCUUCUGAAGCUUGACUUCUUUGGUUCUAUUGAACCCGAUGGUUGCUUCUUUGGGCGUCGAAAGCUAAGUUUGACCGAGAUAAAAGAACUAUAUGGCACAAGACAUAUUGGAAGAGAUCAAGCUCGUCAGCUUGUUGGGCUGAUGGAUGUCUUCUGCUUUAGUGAGGCAUGCCUCAUUGCUGAUAUUGUUCAGCACUUUGUAGAUGCCAAGCUGGAAUUUGAUGCCCCUUAUGUAUAUGAGGAUGUGAACGAAUCGAUUCAGCAUGUACACAGAAGUGGUCUAGUUCAUAGAAAAGUUCUUUCCGAGCCACAGAAGUUUCUGAUAAAAAAUAGCCAGGUGUUCCGUUUCUUAAAGACGCUUCGAGAGAAGGGGAAAAGGCUGUUUCUUCUAACCAAUUCACCUUUCUACUUUGUGGAUGGAGGGAUGAGUUAUUUGCUAGAGGAUCAGCAUUUUGAUGGGAAUUCCUGGAGGGAGCUUUUUGAUGUUGUGAUUGCGCAGGCAAAUAAACCGUCUUUCUAUAAUUCAGACCACCCAUUCAGGGUGUAUGACACUACAAAGGAUACCUUGGCUUUUACUGCAGUUGACAAGUUUCUGCCAAAUGAAGUCUAUUACCAUGGCUGUUUAAAAUCAUUUCUCCAAAUUACAAAGUGGAGAGGCCCGGAGGUGAUAUACUUUGGUGAUCAUCUUUUGAGCGACUUGAGAGGGCCUUCCAAAGCUGGUUGGCGAACAGCUGCUGUAAUUCGCGAACUUGAGGAUGAAAUUGGAAUCCAGAACAGUGACAACUACCGGUUCCAACAGGCAAAAUUAAGUAUAAUACAUGAUCUACUCGGGAAAGUUCAUGCAACUGUGGUUAGCACCGAGAAAGGCCAAGUUUACAGAGCAUUGCUGGAUGAGUUGAAUGCAGAAAGGCGUCAAUGUCGAUCCGGGAUGCGAGAUCUGUUUAGUAGCUCUUUUGGUGCAACAUUUCUUACAGACACUGGAAAGGAAUCAUCGUUUGCCUAUCACAUUCAUCAAUAUGCAGAUAUUUACACCAGCAAGCUCGAUAACUUCUUGUCACAUGCCCCUGAAUCAUGGCUUCAUCCACCUCACGACAUAAAGAUCAUGCCACAUAAUGCGAAGGUCCCAGCGAGUUUGUUCACUAGCUCAUAGCUACUGAAUUCUUGUGGAUAACUAUGUGGUGAUAGUGUAAUACUGGCCUUCAUGGUUUCUGUGUGUGACUGCCAGUCUGCCACUGCAUUCAGUUAGAAUAUAACAAACCCAAGAAAGUAUGGAUUCAACCAAAUAGAUCAGGUAGCAAGUCAGCAAGAGGUGCCUAUUCUUGUGACUGAACUCUGAAGGAAGAAUCGUUGUCCAUAUGAGUAGGGGAUUCUUUUGUAUAUCGCUGUAUGAUGAGCUUUUACUCAAAGGCUGCUGCAGUUUGUUUCUACUAUGCGCGUGUUCCAAAUACACUCAGAAAACAUUAAAACCAUAGGUAAUGGUUUUCAAGAGAAGUGUUGGUGAUUAUUCAUCUCGUUUCUCCUUUAUAUGUAAAAUAUUCACCUACACUGCCAUCCGGUGAUCUUUGCCAAUAAUGAUCUACCAAGUUAAGCAGUA